GACCCGAAGUCUGAGUAGUAUAAAUACCGUGGGUACUACGAUCAGUUGGUAGGACUCUUUGUCAAAGCAAAAAUGAAAAUCUUCGUGGCUCUGUUGGCUGUUGUGGCCGUUGCCAGUGCGGCUUCCGUGGGCGAGCCCAUUGAUACCCACUCGAUCUCCAGCACGAUUGUGGAUGUGAUCGAGGGAGUCCAGGAGCAGAUGCCCUGUGGCUUCGCCGGGCUCGGCGUUCCGCCAUUGGCGCCUCUCCGAAUUGACCACCAGAAUGUCAACAUCGACACCAGUGUGCUGAAGGCCGAGGGAACCAUCGACCACUUCCGCCUAAAUGGUCUGAAUGACUUCGACAUCGAUGAGAUGAAGGUCAACGCCCUGACCAGCAAGGUCACCUACAAGUUCACCUUCCGCGACGUCAACGUGGACACCCAGUACGAUCUGAGUGUGCUGCUGAAGAAGUACGGAUUCACCAUCAAGUUGAUCGGUGCCGGUCACGCCAAGUUCGCCAUCAAGGAUAUGGUUAUCUGGGGCACCCUCAAGUACUCCCUGGGCAUGCUCAGCGGCAACCUGAAGCUCAAGUCCCUGGAGGUGCGCACCCACUUGGGUGAGGUCGACUCCGAGAUCGAGGGCAUCCUGGGCGAUGGCACCAUCAACGAGAAGAUGAACGAAUACCUCGCCGAGGCCGUGGAGCUGGCCAUCAAUGAGAACGAGGAUCUGCUUGCCGACACCAUCGAGAGCAUUGCCCUGCCCGCGGUCAACAGCGUUCUGGACGAGAUCAGCAUUGCCGAUGUCAUCUCCGGCGCCGGUGGUGAGGGCGGUGAGAAGGAGGUGUGCAUUCCCCCCGAGUUCGAGUGGUAAACAAAUCGCCGGUCAUUAAACAACCGUUUUGAAUCAAGAA
Molecule: messenger RNA, 889 nt
Organism: Drosophila biarmipes
Lineage: Eukaryota; Metazoa; Arthropoda; Insecta; Diptera; Drosophilidae
Exons: 2
Coding region: 73-849 (258 amino acids)
Source: RefSeq, a predicted model, not a curated record